UAGUAUUGAAUUUCCUCUGUGCUUCUCUGUCGAAAAUCAAAAGUGUAUUGCCCACAAGGAUGUAGUGAAAGAAAAGUGUCCAAUUUGUUAUUAAACGCAUCAAAUUCUUUAUUUUAAAUUCAUUUAAUUGUUACACUAAUUGUGUAUCAACGGAUAGUUAUAUAAUUUAAGAGAAAUAAAGAUAUUUUUACUCAUUUUUUAGAAUAUUGAAAAUAUACACCCUAAUUUCUAUAUAUGUAGAUAUAUACAUAUUAUAUAUAUAUGUAUACUAAAAGUGUAAUUUUCUCAUUGUUGUGUGACUUGUUCGAUCCUUAAAAAAGGAAAAUUACAUGAAAAUUUAUUCAUUUUACAUAAUAAAAUAAAAUUACGAGUUAAAAUUUAACGGGAAAUCUUCCAAAUAAAGUGUUGAGUUAAUAAAAAUAUUUGAGAAAAAAAGAUUUCUGGAUCUCGCUGUGGUAGACAUGAUGACGCAGAUAAUCUAGAGACAAACUUACAAAUGGAAAUGAAUGGUACCAGUGUCGGAAAUAAAGGACUGAGAAAUGGAAGAGAGCACUGGAAUAAAAUUCCGGAACCGAAUAAUGGAAUCUGCAGUGAGGCACCAUUGAGUCCAACUGCAUCGCGAAAGGAGAAAUGUUCACCCAGUCACUCUCGGCGGAGCCAUUCGUCGUCUAAGGGCGGUUCCUCCAGUCGCACGAAAGUACCACAGAGCUUUGGCUACAUUAAGAGAACCAACGGUACAGUUAUGGCGAAUAACAUAGGACAGGAGGGGCACCAACAAAUACUUAUGGGGCAGCAGAGUGGCAAUCGGACGGCUCAUGUCUCAGCUGUGCCACGAACUGGCAAAAUAAAAGUUUCCGGAGGAACACAAACAUGCUCUACUGACUUGCAAUCAAAAACUCAUCAAAAUUCUCAGCACCGCAGCUUUUCUCUUACUGGUCCAGGAGCAGCUCAACUGAGUCAAUCAAUUCGGGAACGACUUUCAACUGGAUCCCAUAGUUUGCCAAAGCCAGGAACGGAUCUUCAUAUUUUCCAUCAUCGUAUGUCUAGUCGUGCAUCUGCGAAGUUAAAUGACGGUAGUCUCUCAGAUACUCAGACUUAUGCAGAAGUAAAGCCAGACUAUGGUAGCUAUGCAAUGUGGUUGAAACAUAGUAAUACGGCAGUAAGUCGUCUCUCUGAAGGAGAUUCUCUUGAAAGUUUGCAAAUUUCACAAGCCACCGGAUUGAGAAAUCAUAAACUUCAGCUGCAAAGGGAUUCAUUCACCAAUAGUCCUAGAUUGAACCGUAGCAAUAGUAUAAGGUCAACCAAAUCGGAAAAGAUGUACCCGUCUCUCUUGAGCCGUGGAGUCGAUAUGGAAAUUGAGCCCUAUUAUUGCUUACCAGUUGGGACACAAAUGCAGCUAGCAUCUGGGAGUGUUCCAUGGAGUCAGCCAACUUCACCCACGCCGCCAAAUCGCAGUUUCACGGGUCCAUUAUCACCCACACACAAUAUUGGGCAACGAUUGCCCUAUCAAAAGAAAAAUGAUGAAGGUAACGUACUAUGAUUUAAAUUUAUUAGA
Phlebotomus papatasi is the source of this 1555-nucleotide messenger RNA. RefSeq names its product protein sickie-like. The record is from RefSeq and is a predicted model, not a curated record. The transcript has 5 exons. NCBI's taxonomy places the organism in Eukaryota, Metazoa, Arthropoda, Insecta, Diptera, Psychodidae. The coding region runs from base 497 to 1540 and encodes 347 amino acids.